Molecule: messenger RNA, 1639 nt
Organism: Drosophila subobscura
Lineage: Eukaryota; Metazoa; Arthropoda; Insecta; Diptera; Drosophilidae
Gene: eIF1A
Product: eukaryotic translation initiation factor 1A, X-chromosomal
Exons: 3
Coding region: 203-649 (148 amino acids)
Biological process (GO): translational initiation
Cellular component (GO): cytoplasm
Molecular function (GO): translation initiation factor activity; RNA binding
Source: RefSeq, a predicted model, not a curated record
UUCUGAGGGUCAGACGGUAUAUUUCCUCGAAAAUCAGCGGUCACACUGCCCUUUUCACUUUAGCGAGGCAAAAUUGUCACAUUUUUUGGCAAAAUUUGCAGUUUGUGAUUCACAGUAUAAUAUUGUAAUUCGUGUGGCCAAGGCAGCGCCAUAAGCAACAACACCCCAGACAGCAGCAGAGACUCAGCAAAGCAGCAGCAAAAUGCCCAAGAAUAAAGGUAAAGGUGGCAAAAAUCGUCGUCGUGGAAAGAACGAGAAUGAAUUCGAAAAGCGCGAGCUGAUCUUCAAGGAGGAUCAACAGGAGUACGCACAGGUGACCAAAAUGCUGGGCAAUGGUCGGUUGGAGGCAAUGUGCUUUGAUGGCGUCAAACGCCUGUGUCACAUUCGGGGGAAACUUCGCAAGAAGGUUUGGAUCAAUCAGGGUGAUAUUAUAUUGGUCGGUUUGCGUGACUAUCAGGACUCGAAGGCCGAUGUCAUCCUGAAGUACACGCCCGAUGAGGCCAGGAAUCUGAAGACAUACGGCGAGUUCCCCGAGUCGGUGCGCAUCAACGAGACAGUCACAUUCGUGGAGGAUGGCUUCGACGAGGACAUUGAGUUCGGUGACGAGAUCAGCUCAGAGGACGAUGCCGAUUCCGUAGACAACAUCUGAUUAACAAGAAAACAAAGGAAGAUGUUAUCCGGGGCGGCAGCAGCAGCAGCUGGAGUAGGAGCAGGGACGGCGGGUGCGGCAGGAACGUCCGACGAAGCAAAGUCAGUUAAAGAGUAGGGAAUUAAACAAAUUGUAAAAAGCAAAGCAAACCCCACACAGAACCACAGAUCCAGAUACCCAAUCCAGCAUGCUCCCGGCGACUGGCGAAACAGCAGCCACAGCAGCCACAACAAUUACGCAAAUAGCCCACAGUUUUUCAGCAACUUUAAUGUUCAUCUUUCUAUAUAAACUUUUGGUAUUACUUCGACUAGGUUCCAAAUUCAAAUUGUUUCACAAAACUCCAUAUGUAUAACCUAACUACAUCUAGUAGAACUGUUGCACUGAGCAGCAGAACCAUGCCACACAGUGAAGCAAACCACAUUAAAUCUUUAUGCAAUUAAACACACACAAAACAACAAAGAAACCCACAACCAAUGGUUACUAGUUAUUAUUCACCCAACAAAUUCACCCAAAAACUAAAUGAGAAAAUCGCAACAAAGCAAAGAGAAUAAAGUAAAUUCAUAAAUCAUAAAUAAUAGAAUAGGAGUUUAGCAAAACAUUUAUGUGUAAAUGAGAAAGCAGACGGACGGAAGUUAGAAGGAGUUUCAAUUGUAGCUAGCGAGUAAGCCAAAAAAAAUCAAGAAAUCCCAGAGUUUUUGCCCCACCCCCUUAAAGUGUUCCUCUCUCGUCUUGUUUUCAACUCUAUCUCUCUAUCUACUUGAUAAUUGUGUGUUACUUUUGAUGGUCUUCAUAGCGAUAUUCCAUAUAUUCCCCACAUAACGCCCCACUUUUGUUUUUGCUGUCGACGCAUUCAGCCAUUCAGCCUUCCCUAUUUAGUUGUAAUUUAAUUUGAGCCUAACGAACGUGUAAAAACUAAAGAUCAUUGAUUUGUUUGUACUGAGUUGAACUCCAAUAAAUGGCGUUGAUUAACCCGAAUGCAAAACAGCAAAA